AUGAAGGCGCUCAUUCUUGUUGGGGGUUUCGGAACCCGCCUUCGGCCUUUGACUCUUAGCUUCCCGAAGCCCCUUGUGGAUUUUGCAAACAAGCCCAUGAUUCUGCAUCAGAUCGAAGCUUUGAAAGAAGUUGGGGUCACAGAGGUGGUUUUGGCCAUCAACUACCGCCCAGAGGUAAUGAUUAAUUUCUUGAAGGACUUUGAGGAUAAGCUUGGCAUCACAAUUACAUGCUCCCAAGAGACUGAGCCCUUAGGAACUGCUGGCCCUCUUGCUCUAGCAAAGGACAAGCUUGCGGAUGGAUCUGGCGAGCCAUUCUUUGUCCUCAACAGUGAUGUCAUAAGUGAAUACCCAUUUGCUGAACUCAUCGAAUUUCACAAGUGUCAUGGUGGCGAGGCAACAAUUAUGGUCACUAAGGUGGAUGAACCAUCAAAAUAUGGUGUUGUGGUUAUGGAGGAGGCAACUGGCAGGGUGGAAAGGUUUGUUGAGAAGCCAAAAAUAUUUGUGGGCAACAAAAUCAAUGCUGGGAUUUACUUGCUGAACCCAUCUGUCCUUGACCGCAUUGAACUGAGGCCAACAUCAAUUGAGAAAGAGGUCUUCCCUCAAAUUGCAGCUGAUCAGAAGCUCUAUGCAAUGGUCCUUCCAGGUUUUUGGAUGGAUGUUGGUCAGCCAAGGGACUACAUUACUGGCUUGCGUCUUUAUCUAGACUCACUUAGGAAGAAAUCAGCUGCCAGGCUAGCUACUGGAGCACAUGUUGUUGGCAAUGUGCUUGUGCAUGAGAGCGCCAAGAUUGGAGAAGGUUGUCUGAUUGGUCCUGAUGUCGCCAUUGGACCUGGAUGUGUUGUGGAGGAUGGCGUGAGGCUUUCCCGCUGCACUGUCAUGCGUGGUGUGCGUAUCAAGAAGCAUGCUUGCAUCUCAAACAGCAUUAUCGGGUGGCACUCAACUGUUGGACAAUGGGCACGAAUAGAGAAUAUGACUAUCCUGGGGGAGGAUGUUCAUGUGUGUGAUGAGGUAUACAGCAAUGGUGGUGUUGUUCUCCCACAUAAAGAGAUCAAGUCAAGCAUUCUGAAGCCUGAGAUCGUCAUGUGA
Molecule: messenger RNA, 1086 nt
Organism: Miscanthus lutarioriparius
Lineage: Eukaryota; Viridiplantae; Streptophyta; Magnoliopsida; Poales; Poaceae
Source: the annotation of a GenBank genome assembly